Miscanthus lutarioriparius is the source of this 1122-nucleotide messenger RNA. The record is from the annotation of a GenBank genome assembly. Lineage: Eukaryota; Viridiplantae; Streptophyta; Magnoliopsida; Poales; Poaceae.
AUGGCGCGGCGAUCCGCCCCUCUCCUGCGCCGCCUCGUCUCCGCCUCUUCCCCGCCCGCGCCGCAGCCCCUCCCGGGCCUCGCGCGGCGCACGGUGACCUACAUGCCCCGGCCCGGGGACGGCGCCCCGCGCGCCGUCACGCUCAUCCCGGGCGACGGCAUCGGGCCCCUCGUCACGGGCGCCGUGCGCCAGGUCAUGGAGGCGAUGCACGCGCCCGUCUACUUCGAGGCCUACGACGUCCACGGCGACAUGCCCACGGUCCCGCCCGCCGUCAUCGACUCCAUCCGCCGCAACAAGGUCUGCAUCAAGGGCGGGCUCGCCACGCCCGUCGGCGGCGGGGUCUCCUCCCUCAACAUGCAGCUGCGCAAGGAGCUCGACCUCUACGCAUCGCUCGUCCACUGCUCCAACCUCCCAGGCCUGCCCACCAGGCACCAGGGUGUCGACAUCGUCGUCAUCAGGGAGAACACCGAGGGCGAGUACUCGGGGCUCGAGCACGAGGUCGUGCCCGGGGUCGUUGAGAGCCUCAAGGUGAUUACAAAGUUUUGCUCUGAGAGGAUUGCCAAAUAUGCGUUCGAGUAUGCUUACCUUAACAACCGAAAGAAAGUCACUGCAGUGCAUAAAGCAAACAUUAUGAAGCUUGCCGAUGGUUUGUUCUUGGAGUCUUGCCGCGAGGUUGCUUCAAAGUAUCCUGGUAUUCAGUACAAUGAAAUGAUUGUUGACAACUGCUCUAUGCAACUUGUUUCAAAGCCAGAACAAUUUGAUGUCAUGGUUACGCCUAAUCUUUAUGGCAAUUUGGUGGCUAACACGGCUGCAGGUAUUGUUGGAGGGACAGGCAUCAUGCCUGGAGGCAAUGUGGGUCAGGACUAUGCUGUCUUUGAGCAAGGUGCUUCUGCAGGAAAUGUUGGAAACGAGAACAUCGUGGAGCAGAAGAAAGCAAACCCUGUCGCGCUGCUUCUGUCAUCCGCUAUGAUGUUGAGGCAUUUGCAGUUCCCAUCAUUUGCUGACCGGCUGGAGACAGCGGUGAAGCGCGUCGUUGCAGAAGGCACCUACAGAACAAAGGAUUUGGGCGGUAGCAGCACCACCCAGGAAGUUACCGAUGCUGUGAUUGCCAGUCUGGAUUAG